UCGGACUAUCGGGGUUGAAAUAUUGAGUCUGCGAUUGCGUUUUUCUGGAAGGAUUUAUCCUGGAUGUAUUUUCCCUAUAUAUAUAUACUCUGUUUUGGACAUCCACUGCGUCUCUAUGCACCUAGAGAGGGGCAGCUGUCGUUUUUCAAAGUUUGGACUGGAGUGAAUUUAGCGAGGAGGAAAGAAGACUAUCCAAGGGGACCGGAGAAGUAGCUAGCUAGCUGGCGAGCUAGCUGUCUGGGGGGAAGAAACCGCAAAGAAAGUAUGGCUGUGCGCAAUGUUUCGGUAACGGAUUACAACCAAGUGAGUGGAAAGCUUUUUACCAUGUUUCUGUUGUUAUUCGUUGGAAUUUUGGGAGUUGGUGGACAGUACGGGGACCGAGGACUGUCCAUUCCUGAGCACGGCUUUUGCCAGCCAAUUUCCAUCCCACUUUGUACGGACAUAGCCUACAACGAGACCAUCAUGCCAAAUUUACUGGGACACACAAACCAAGAGGAUGCGGGACUCGAAGUGCACCAGUUUUACCCGCUUGUCAAAGUUCAGUGCUCUCCGGAUCUUAAGUUUUUCCUCUGCUCUAUGUACGCGCCCGUCUGUACUGUGUUGGAUCAAGCGCUGCCCCCCUGUAGAUCCCUGUGCGAUCGGGCGAGGCAGGGUUGUGAGGCACUGAUGAACAAAUUCGGCUUCCAGUGGCCGGAUAGCCUCGCUUGCGAACAAUUCCCCGUUCACGGCGCGGGCGAGUUGUGUGUCGGACAAAACCUGUCGGAAAAAAGCACCCCAAUCAACCCGACUCCCCAGGUAACGAUGCCUCCGCACGACAGAUGGAACGGAAAAGGACAGUUUAAGUGUCCCGCUUCUCUGAAAGUUCCUCCUUAUCUGAAUUAUCGUUUUCUGGGUGAGGAUGAUUGCGCUGCCCCGUGCGAACCAAAACGAUCCCAUGGAAUAAUGUACUUCAAUGAAGAAGAACAAAAGUUCGCCAGAAUAUGGAUUGGAAUAUGGUCAGUUUUGUGUUGCGCGUCCACGCUGUUUACAGUUCUGACUUAUCUAGUGGAUAUGAAGCGGUUCAGCUACCCGGAGAGACCCAUUAUUUUUCUCUCCGGUUGUUACACUAUGGUGUCUAUAGCUUACAUUGCCGGAUUUCUGUUAGAGGACAAGGUAGUGUGUAAUGAGAAAUUUGACAAUGAUUUCAGGACUGUGGUCCAGGGAACCAAAAAAGAGGGUUGCACCAUCCUGUUCAUGAUGUUGUACUUUUUCAGUAUGGCCAGCUCAAUUUGGUGGGUAAUCCUGGCGCUCACUUGGUUUCUGGCAGCGGGGAUGAAGUGGGGGCACGAAGCCAUCGAGGCCAACUCGCAGUAUUUUCACCUGGCAGCGUGGGCAGUGCCAGCCAUCAAAACCAUCACUAUCCUGGCUGUGGGACAGGUCGACGGGGACGUGCUUAGCGGGGUGUGCUUCGUGGGCACCAACAGCGUGGAUGCGCUUCGUGGCUUUGUCCUGGCGCCCCUAUUCGUAUACCUUUUCAUCGGGACGUCCUUCCUCCUGGCCGGGUUUGUGUCGCUGUUCCGCAUCCGCACUAUCAUGAAGCACGAUGGCACCAAGACCGAGAAGCUGGAGAAGCUGAUGGUGAGGAUAGGCAUCUUCAGUGUCCUCUACACGGUUCCAGCCACCAUCGUCAUCGCAUGUUACUUUUAUGAGCAGGCCUUUCGGGAGCAGUGGGAGAAAACCUGGAUCAGUAAGACCUGCAAGACUUACGCCGUGCCAUGUCCGGCAUUUCACCAUUCUGACAUGAGCCCAGACUUUACGGUCUUCAUGAUCAAGUAUCUGAUGACCCUGAUCGUGGGUAUCACCUCCGGUUUCUGGAUCUGGUCGGGUAAGACCCUCAACUCGUGGAGAAAGUUCUACACAAGACUGGCAAAUAGCAAGCAUGGCGAAACAACGGUCUGAGUUUGGGGAUUUUAACGACGACAUUUUAAAUGUCUUUUCCCAAAUGUUACACAGAAAAACUGAAGAAUAACCCUUUUGUGGAGUUACAACGAGACACUCUUUGAUAUAUUAUGUUGAUGUUGUAAAUAUGCGUUUGUGAGAUUUUUGUAAGUAUAUAUUUGUAUUUAAAAAAUCUUCUUCCAGUCGAUUUAAAUAAUUCAUACCGGAUUUUGGACAGCAAGUACCGACUUGUCUGUUUUAUGUACACAGCUGAGUUUUGAGGACGUGUGCAUUACCUGGACAUUACUGGGGGGGGGAAACAUACUAUCUGCCUUUCAUCACAAGUCGGAUAUGAACAUUUGCUUGGAAAAGCUGGGUCUGUACUCUGAUGCUGCGUCAAGAGUGAUGCGCAUAUUACAUGUGAACAUGUAUGUAGGCUAUUGCAAGACAUUAAGAAUGAGACAGCGUUGAAAACUUUUCUCAUGUGAAACUCAUGAGUCCCAAGGUCCGACAGUGAAAGUAUUUGGUUCGUUAGUGUUUUUUUGUGUUUUUUACCUAUCCCAUAGGAGUUUACCUUUGAGCUUUAAAUUAAAGCUUACAGCUUUCUCAACAGAUCACACGUCAUUAUCGUUAUGCUUGCAUGACUAACGUCAUGUUGGUGCUCAUUUUCAGUUUUAAAAACGAGGUGGAAUAGAUCUACUGCAUUUUUUCCACGCCAUUGUUUGGGCAGAAUUUUUUUAACUACGGGGCAUAUGAUGGGGUGGGUGGGGACUGUCGAAUCACUUUCAGUGCCUUUGGUUUGUGAGGGCUUCUGAGGAGAGUAGGCUACAUCACACUGGCUGCACGGAGGCUAGGACUGCACUUAUGUAGAGAGGCGUCUGCCUCUAAAAUGGAUUGGGGGUCACGGAAUCCAGCGCAUAUGGGGGAAUGUCCUAGCAAGCCAGUUGUACAUUUUUUCCCAUCUCUGUGUUUAUCUUAGGGGAUUUACUACCAGUUGGAUUGUUAGUUGUCUUAACUUUUCAAUUUGCUUGUUCUGAGCUAAAAAUAGGGUAAUCAAGGACAAAAACCAAGCAGAAAAAGAAUGUCACUUCUGUUAAAAUUUUGAAUUGAGUGAAAUAACAUGUAUUAUUUUCAUAAUUGAUUUAGAUAUGAAUUAUGUCAAGAUCCUGUGGUGAUAUUUCCUGUUUGCGAUUUGAGGGCUGACACGAAUGAGUAAUGUUUGCCACAUAAACUGUGGGAAGGAAAACGAGGCCAGGGUCACCCAUUUAUUAACCCAGUGUACUAUAGUCACCUUCAGUAUAAUGUCAGAUUCCCUCCCUGCUCUCUCACUUUCUCUAUCUCUCUCUCAUUCUCUGUCUCUCUCCCCCCCCCCCCCCCCCCACACACACACACACACAAACAGUGUACUUCUGAUGAAGUGAAAACCCAAGGGGAAGUGUGCUCUUUCAGGCUUAGCAGGUUAAGACGCCCCAUAGGUGCCUGUGUGUGCUGAGGUGUUGUAGGCCACCAUCCCUGUUGUCUCCUGUGCACCAGCCAGCUCUCCUCACUCACCAGCUCUCCUCACUUACCAUUGCUCUAUGUGUUCAUUUUAACCAGUCGGCGUUCCUCAGUGCCCGACAAGAUUGUUAAAUUAGGGUGGAGUUUUUUUUUUUUUUUUUUUUUUUUAAGACUGCAGUUUGGGCCAGCAGUUCAGAUCCUUUUUGCAUGGUUCUGAGAAGAGAAGUAUUUUAAUCACAAAACAAGCAUUGAAGCCUGCAUUCAGCCUCAACUCCACCUCAUUGCCAUCUGCAAUUUGAUUUUUUUGUUUUUCUUGUGCAUAUAUUUGUGAUACUACCAAAAUAACCUUUAUAUUUAUAGAAAAAAAUAGGUUUAUAUAUACCAUGCCUUCUUUGAAGAAUAAAAUUCCCAACUUUGUACAAAUCGUUAAA
Messenger RNA from Clupea harengus (Atlantic herring), 3845 nucleotides. RefSeq names its product frizzled class receptor 1 (gene fzd1). Gene Ontology annotation, biological process: canonical Wnt signaling pathway; non-canonical Wnt signaling pathway. The record is from RefSeq and is a predicted model, not a curated record. Lineage: Eukaryota; Metazoa; Chordata; Actinopteri; Clupeiformes; Clupeidae. Gene Ontology annotation, molecular function: Wnt-protein binding; Wnt receptor activity. Gene Ontology annotation, cellular component: plasma membrane.